This is a messenger RNA of Carica papaya (papaya), 1781 nucleotides long. Its product is annotated as Major facilitator superfamily protein. Lineage: Eukaryota; Viridiplantae; Streptophyta; Magnoliopsida; Brassicales; Caricaceae. The record is from RefSeq and is a predicted model, not a curated record. Gene Ontology annotation, biological process: potassium ion homeostasis.
AAAUUGAAAUUAUUUCGAUUCCCCAUCUGUUUGUCUUUAUUUGGUCGAAUCGCCGUCUUCCUCUCCUUCAUGUUUGUUAAAAUAUCCUGUUUGAUUCCUCCAGGAACUGUCCAAUUUAGAGAAGAAAGGAGAAAAAAUAGAAUAUUCAGAGUCCGCCAACUUUCCUUUCCCACCAAAUGGAUUUUGUUGUUUUCCACAAUUAAAUAUUUACAUCCGAGCAUCAUGCACCCGGAGGCUUUAUAGCGGUUGUCUCUUGACUUCGAUCUAAGAGGCUGUAGCUAUGGAUUCUCGUGACGAAGAGACACCGCUGGUUGUUAAUGAUUUGCAGAUACAAACGCCGAAGAACUAUGCCAAAGAUGUUUACAUUUUGAGCUCUUCCUUCCUGUUGGUAUUCCUUGCCUACGGAGCUGCUCAGAAUCUGGAGACUACUGUCUACAAGGAUUUGGGAACAAUUUCUUUGGGGAUAUUAUACGUGUCUUUCAUGUUUUGCUCUAUGGUUGCCUCUCCGGUGGUUCGGUUUUUGGGAUCCAAGAAUGCUUUGAUUUUGGGGACUACGGGUUAUUGGCUGUUCAUUGCUGCAAAUUUGGUGCCGUCAUGGUAUACAAUGGUACCAGCUUCUCUAUACCUCGGGUUUGCAGCUUCAAUAAUAUGGGUUGGGCAGGGGACAUAUCUUACCUCAAUUGCACGUGAUCAUGCUAAAGACUAUAAUUUGCAUGAAGGAUCAGUGAUUGGAAACUUCAAUGGGGUAUUUUGGGGAAUGUUUGCCUGCCACCAGCUGGCUGGAAAUCUUGUUUCACUUGCAGUGCUGAGAGAUGAAAAGUUAUGUGCUGUACUUAAUGAGGGAAGUACCAGUGGCACUACAUUAUUGUUCACGGUGUUCCUUUGCAUUGUGACAUUAGGGUGCAUACUUAUGUUCUUCAUACGUAAAUCAGAUGGUAAAUGCGAGAAAGGGUCUCCAAAUUCUUCUGUCAGUUUUUAUUCCUCUUUGGUGUCUCUGUUAAAGUCAAUAAUCACUCCGUUGCUCGAUAUACGGAUGCUAUUAAUUGUCCCCCUCAUGGCAUAUUCAGGAUUACAACAGGCGUUUGUAUGGGCUGAAUUCACCAAGGAUGUUGUAAAACCAGCAAUUGGUGUAUCUGGCGUUGCUGGAGCAAUGGCUGUUUAUGGGGCUUUUGAUGCAAUAUGUUCGCUGACUGCUGGUCGACUUACUUCUGGUCUCUCAUCAAUCACCUUUAUAGUUUGUGGUGGAUUGUUUGCUCAUGCCAUUAUUUUCCUUUGGCUACUGCUGAAAUAUAGUGUUACUGGUGGGAUACUCGGUACCAUAUAUCCACUUAUCAUGGCAGCAAUAUUAGGCAUUGGUGAUGGAGUAUUGAUGACACAGCUCAGUGCUCUGCUUGGAAUUCUCUUCGAGCAUGAUACGGAAGGAGCAUUUGCACAGUUGAAGGUAUGGCAGAGUGCUGCUAUUGCAGUGGUGUUCUUUCUCUGCCCAUAUAUCUCACUGCAAACCAUGUUGGUGAUUAUGGUAUCUGGAAUCUCUGUUUCGUUGCUGGCCUUCCUCUUUCUAGCUCUUCAAGUGGAGAAAGUAUUCUCCUCUCACAGUCACACUCCCUGAUAACGAUGUAAAAUAUUCAACUGUUAAAUACUUUUAUUUCUAUCAGAGUUUUAGUCAUAUGCCGCUUAUUAUGAAGCAAUGUAUCAUACAUAUAUAUAUAUAUGUGUGAUACAAAUAUUGUACACUUAUGACACUUGUUGUUGUUUUAAUCAUAUCAAAACUUUUUACUAUA